Molecule: messenger RNA, 687 nt
Organism: Racocetra persica
Lineage: Eukaryota; Fungi; Glomeromycota; Glomeromycetes; Diversisporales; Gigasporaceae
Source: the annotation of a GenBank genome assembly
AUGAAUGAAGGAAAUUAUUUGCACGUUUUUAUGGUGACUGAUUCUAAGGUCCCAACUUUUCCAUAUUCUAUCAAGUCUAAAAGAAAAAAAGUUUGUAGACCACCAAAUUCUUUUAUUCUAUAUAGAGCUUAUCACCAUUCUAAAGUCUCUCCAAAUUUAACAAAUAAUGAAAAUUCUAAAAUCAUCUCUGAAUGGUGGAAAAAUGAAGAUGAAAUAGUAAAAUUGCAAUGGGAAAAACUUGCCGAUCAAAAGAAGCUUGAGCAUAUGCAACUUCAUCCUGACUAUAAAUAUCGACCUCAAACUGCUAAAAAACAAAAAAAUCGCAAUAAGAAACGUAAUAAUUCGAAUCAAAUUGAAGUUGAACCAACUGUAUGUAAUUCAAAUGUCAUUCCUACUUCUACAUUAUUUAAUUCAACCGGAACAAACAAUAAUGCAAAUUUGUCAAAAGAGCUUUUGGUAAAUUCUCAGGAAUCUGUGCUUACUACGUUUACUACUGAAUACGAAAAAUUACUUAGUUAUCCAACUCUCGAAUACUUAACUCUCCUAUACUUUACAGGAAAUUUACAUGGAUUCCAUAAUAAUUUUUCGUCUCAACUCAUUUACAUAUCCCUAUUUUUUUUGCUAAUAAAUAUAAUUCAGGGUUUACAAGACCUGUUUGUAAAAUAUCAAAUUUGUUGUUUUCCUUAA